Molecule: messenger RNA, 534 nt
Organism: Dracunculus medinensis (Guinea worm)
Lineage: Eukaryota; Metazoa; Nematoda; Chromadorea; Rhabditida; Dracunculidae
Source: the annotation of a GenBank genome assembly
AUGAAGCGAAAUUCGUGGAAAUAUUUGAGUUGUAGUAGUCGUUUUACGAGAACUCUUGGUUAUUUGAAAAAUAAAAUGGAUGCAGCAAGUACGUCAACGUUAUAUCCAACCAAGGAACAAGUUCGAAAUUGGCAAGAAUCAUUCGAGAGUCUCCUUAAUCACAAAUAUGGCUGUCUUCUUUUCCGAACAUUUUUAAAAGGCGAAUUCAGUGAUGAAAAUGUCGAUUUUUGGAUUGAAUGUGAAGAAUUUAAAAAAUUAAAAGAAGGAAAAAAAUCGACAAUUCAAAGGGCACAUGCUAUUUAUAAUGAAUAUGUUGCUGAGCAGUCACCUAAGGAAGUGAAUUUGGAUAGCGACACACGAGCAGCAACAAAAGCUGCUUUAGAAAAUGGUGCAAAGCCUAAUAUGUUCACAUUGGCUCAAAGUCGAAUCGAACAAUUAAUGGCAAAAGAUAGCUAUAGGCGAUUUCUUAAGUCAAGGCUAUUUCUCGAUCUACUUAACGACACAUCAAACGACACUUCUGCAAAGAAUUCGUAG